AUGCUCGCGACCCUCAGUGAGAUUUCUCGGCGCCCUGUGUACUUCCUCGGGGCUAGCGCUUGUGGGGGUGUCUCUGCCAAGUGCGCAUGCUCCAUGCCUAGCAAUGAUGGCACGAAGUUUCAGGAAAACAAGGCACGCAGUGAAGGUUACUCCCUUAAGAAGCCUCCCUUGACAACACCAUGGACUGACAAAGUCGGAACGAACCCGUGGCCCGAAUAUCCGCGGCCGUUGCUGCAGCGCUCUGAAUGGAAGAAUCUCAACGGAGUGUGGAAGUACCAAAAAGCUUUAGGCCUCGAUGCUAUUCAGCAACCACCCUUUGGGCAAGAGCUUGCACAGGAUGUUUUGAUUCCAUCGUGUCUUGAGAGUGGACUGUCCGCGGUGGACUAUGAAGCCACAGUCUUUGUCAACGGCGAAGAAGCAGGCUUCCACCGUGGCGGAUACUUCCGCUUCACGGUCGACGUGACAAAGUACCUGAAGUUUGAUCAGCCGAAUGAGCUACUUGUGUUCGUGCAUGAUCCUACUGACAAUGGUGACUAUGUUAUUCCUAUUGGAAAGCAGACCUUGAGGCCGAAUCAUAUCUUUUAUACCCCGUGCAGUGGAAUAUGGCAAUCUGUUUGGCUCGAGGCUGCCCCAUCUAACCACAUUGCCCAACUCGACCUCGACGCCAACAUGGAUGGCCAAGUAAACAUCACUGUACACAGCUCCGCCAAGGAGAAAUCGGCCCAGGCCGAGGUUACGGUCCACAAAGAUGGCAAGACUGUUGCAACCCAUCAAGGCCCCACCGAUGAGCCAUUCCAAUUUAUCGUAUCUUCGCCCCAGCUCUGGUCCCCAGAUUCGCCUGACCUGUACAAUGUGACCGUCAAGCUUGGAACCGAUCAGGUGGAGAGCUACAUUGGCUUCCGCACAAUCUCCAGGGGCAAGAUUGACGGGAUUGAGCGACCCUUGCUCAACGGAGAAUUUGUUUUCAUGUUCGGUACCUUGGAUCAAGGCUAUUGGCCCGAUGGCUUAUAUACACCACCCAGUAAAGAGGCGAUGGUGUUCGAUUUAGAGAUGCUAAAGAAGCUGGGAUUCAACAUGGUCCGAAAGCAUAUCAAGGUCGAGACCGAUCUGUUCUAUCAAGCAUGCGACGAGCUCGGCCUGCUUGUGAUCCAGGAUAUGCCUUCCAUGCGCCCGCUGCAGUCCAGGAGAGAUGCAAACUGCAACUUGAUCAAUAUUCUACCAGAUGAGAAGCAGCAGGCUGAGUUCGUUCGCCAGCUAAAUGUGUUGGUCAACCAACUCAAGAGCUUCCCCAGUAUUGUAACCUGGGUCAUUUACAACGAAGCCUGGGGCCAAAUCACAGAACACUACCCCGAGUUUGAACUGACCGAGCGGGUAAGACAUCUGGACCCCACUCGGCUUGUCGACUCGACGACUGGCUGGGAUGACCACGGCGCGGGAGACUUUAGUGACAACCACCAUUACGCAAACCCACAAUGUGGCACUCCCUUCUACUCCACACCAUCGAGCCCAUAUGAUCCCAACCGGAUUGGGUUCCAGGGUGAAUUUGGCGGCAUCGGGACAAAUGUAUCCAGUGAGCAUCUCUGGAACAGCCAGGUAUCCAUCAAUACUAUCGGCCAGACAUACGAAAUCGACACCACCAUUGAGACAUGGAAUUAUCGGAGUCACCUUCUCUUGAACGAGCUUGAGGAUCAAGUCCGCCUGUACGCAUGCAGUGGGGGCGUCUGGACGCAGACGACCGAUGUCGAGGGCGAGGUUAACGGCCUGCUUACGUAUGAUCGCCGCGUGGCAAGAGUCGACGUGAAACAGUGGCAGGCAGACAUCAAGGGUCUCUAUGAUGCCGCCGCCGCACGGAGCAACGCAGCCGGGAAAAGUUCAUGA
Molecule: messenger RNA, 1878 nt
Organism: Penicillium digitatum Pd1
Lineage: Eukaryota; Fungi; Ascomycota; Eurotiomycetes; Eurotiales; Aspergillaceae
Source: RefSeq, a predicted model, not a curated record